AUGCGCCACCGUUUUCCUUCAGGAAACAAAAAGAGCCACUCGAGAGGAGGCUCCAAAGGCUCCUCAGGAGGGAACUCAAAGGUAGUGAAGGAGCCGGAAUACGAAGUUGAAGAUGUCGUCGCUUACACAGAAGACAGUAAAGGGGUGGCCCGGUGGAAGGUGCGGUGGAAGGGGUACGAGUCCGACGAUGACACCUGGGAGACGCGAGCGAACUUGCGGGGUUCGCCCGCCUUCUGGAAGCAAAUGGAUCGUCUGCAAAAAGAGUGGCGGUUAGCGCAUAAGAAGGAGGAUUCCGUGGGCCAAGAGGAGGAGAGCGUGGCUGAAGAGGAGACGGCGGAUCCGACGCGUCCUGCGAAGGGCCGCGGCAGGGGCCGUCGCGGACGCAGACGGUUGGUUUCGUGUCACCGCGGAAAGGCGCUUUCGGACGAGGCCGAAGAGAACGAAGACGAAGAGGAGAGCGAACCGGACGAGGAGGCUGGAGAGGAGGACGUGGAUCCAGACCAAGACAUGCAGGCCGAAGAAGAGGAGGACGAAGACGGCGCAGACGCUAUGGCGUACCCCAUCAUCUACGGCACUGACACCGAGCCGCCGCCUCACCACCUCCCAGAUGAGACAGUCCUGACUGACGGGCGCCUCUCCAUCUUCCGGUUCAAGAACAUUCCGAUCGAAGCGGUGCAAGGCACGGUCCCGAUGCUGGAGAAGUCGCUCUUUUCAAGCCGAGAUUCGGGGUCCCAGACGCCGAGUGACGCAGACAACGCGUCUGCGCCGCGCGCGGCGGACGCCGGCGACUCGAAGCGGGCCUUGUCGGAAGACGAAGAUGAUCGCUCGGCCGCCGGGCUCUCGUGCGGCAGCGGCGCGGAGGAGCAGAGCUGCGUGUAUGUGCAGUACCUGGUGGACGGCAAGUAUGUAUACUCGAUUCCCUUCGAGAGAGCCCGCUUCUACUGUCCGCAGCUGCUGCUGAGCUACCUCAUGGCGCGGACGACUUUCAAAACGAACUCGGUGACCGCGACUUCAGACAAAGCCGCGUGCGCCCUCGCGCCCGGCUCCGACGCGAGCUCGAGUCCGACGGCCUCCGACGCGAGUGGCGUGGAGCCGGCGGCCGCGGACGGCGUGGCAGAGAAGAGUGCAGCGGCGAAAAGUCAAAAGGACGCCGCGGACUCGGCGAAAUCUCGCUCCAAGACGUCCAAGGGGGCGCCUGCGGUGGGGGUCGUCACUGUCGAGGCGGAGGGCGCGGAGGACUCCAGUGAUAGCGAACCGGCGGCGGCCUGCCGCCGCCGCGUGGAAGAAGACGUGACGCUCGUCGAGGGGGAGACGAACGGGGGGGGGGACGGCGAGGCGGCGAAGGCCGUCGCGGUCGACGGCUCUGUCGAGGAGAGUCUCGACUCCGCGUCCGUCGGCAAGACGCUCGGCAGCGACACGCAGACGAAGGACGCGGCAAGCCACGCAGCCAGCACCGCGAGCACCCAGAGCCGCCGCCGCGGCAAGCUUGCCGGCGGACAGUGCGAAGGCGACUCCGAAGGAGUCGAGACUGGCGACGAGGCGGCGGGCGUUGCAGGGGCGCGGGCGGGCAGCCGCGCCGGCGGGGAGAAGGAAAGCCGCUCGCUUUUGUCGCACGGCUGCCUCCCCCAGGCGCGAGGCAGUCGUGCGUUUCUGGAAGACGACUUUAUUUUCAUCGCAGACGUCCGCAUCGGCGAGGACGCGCAGAACGAGAAGGCGUUCGACGAGCCCAGAGCCGACCCCGUCUCGGCUGCGUUCAACGAGGGCGCGCUGGAGAGGUCUCCUGUUUUCCCUGCAGUGCCCGGUUGA
Messenger RNA from Besnoitia besnoiti, 1806 nucleotides. RefSeq names its product chrromatin organization modifier domain-containing protein. Lineage: Eukaryota; Apicomplexa; Conoidasida; Eucoccidiorida; Sarcocystidae. The record is from RefSeq and is a predicted model, not a curated record. The transcript has 7 exons. The coding region runs from base 1 to 1806 and encodes 601 amino acids.